UUUUUUUUUUUAUAUGAGCGAUUCAAAUUUAUAUCAAAAAAUUCAGUUUCCUGCGUUUGUUGUUUUUCUUUUCUUCUAUUAAUCCUUGAAACUCUCCCCACUCUUUUCCCCUUCUUUUUUUUUACCUUUCAUUAUAACUAGACGCUAUGGCAACCACUGCUCUUGGAUUACACUUCGCUAAGCGAACUUUUUCUACAUCUAUCCCAAAGGUAUUGGCGGUAGCUCCUAAACGAGCCAUGUCCACUGAAGCUGUUCGCAACAUUGACGAUAUUAAGGAUAUUACUGUUACCCCCAACAACAGUGCUGAAUACGUUUUGUCCACUGUUGAUCGUGUUGUUAGCUGGGCUCGUGAAGGUUCUAUUUGGCCUAUGACUUUUGGUUUGGCUUGUUGUGCUGUGGAAAUGAUGCAUUGUUCUACUCCUCGUUAUGAUCAAGAUCGUAUUGGUAUUGUGUUCCGUGCUUCUCCUCGUCAAUCUGAUGUGAUGAUCGUUGCUGGUACUUUGACAAACAAGAUGGCUCCUGCUUUAAGAAAAGUCUACGAUCAGAUGCCUGAACCUCGUUGGGUGAUUUCUAUGGGAUCUUGUGCUAAUGGUGGUGGUUAUUAUCAUUACUCUUACUCUGUUGUUCGUGGUUGUGAUCGUAUUGUACCUGUUGACAUUUAUGUUCCUGGUUGUCCUCCUACUGCUGAAGCCUUGUUGUAUGGUAUUUUCCAAUUGCAAAAGAAGAUGAGAAGAACCAAGAUCACUCAACUUUGGUAUAGAAAGUAGACAUGUUCAUCAUUAUUAUUAUCUUUUAGUCAUAUUUUUUUUCUCCCUUUCCUUUCUCCCUCUUAGCCCUUUUAUAUUCCUUUAGUGUAAUAAAAAAAAAUGUUUUUCUCUUUUGUAUAAAAAAAAAAAAA
This is a messenger RNA of Halteromyces radiatus, 898 nucleotides long. Its product is annotated as NADH-ubiquinone oxidoreductase. The transcript has 7 exons. Lineage: Eukaryota; Fungi; Mucoromycota; Mucoromycetes; Mucorales; Cunninghamellaceae. Gene Ontology annotation, molecular function: 4 iron, 4 sulfur cluster binding; NADH dehydrogenase (ubiquinone) activity; quinone binding. Gene Ontology annotation, biological process: electron transport coupled proton transport; aerobic respiration; mitochondrial respiratory chain complex I assembly. The coding region runs from base 147 to 767 and encodes 206 amino acids. The record is from RefSeq and is a predicted model, not a curated record.